This is a messenger RNA of Aspergillus brunneoviolaceus CBS 621.78, 2498 nucleotides long. RefSeq names its product catalase catB (gene cat1). The coding region runs from base 93 to 2258 and encodes 721 amino acids. Lineage: Eukaryota; Fungi; Ascomycota; Eurotiomycetes; Eurotiales; Aspergillaceae. Gene Ontology annotation, cellular component: cytosol. Gene Ontology annotation, biological process: hydrogen peroxide catabolic process; response to oxidative stress. The transcript has 7 exons. The record is from RefSeq and is a predicted model, not a curated record. Gene Ontology annotation, molecular function: catalase activity; heme binding.
CCCAAUUUUCGGCCUCCCCACGUCUUUCUUCUAGCGUCGUGUCGCUCUGUGUCAGAUUCUUGCCGGUACUGGUGAGUCAAUCAGCGUGAAAAAUGCGCUCAAUUGGUCUUCUCAGCCUUGUUGCCGUCGCACAAGCCGCCUGUCCGUAUAUGACUGGCGAGCUCACCCGGCGUGAUGAUUCCGACGCCUCUGAAACCACUGAGGAGUUUCUCUCCCAGUACUACCUCAACGACAAUAACACCUAUCUCACCAGUGACGUAGGCGGUCCUAUCGAAGACCAGAACAGCCUCAGCGUCGGUGAGCGUGGUCCCACCUUGCUGGAAGACUUUAUCUUUCGCCAAAAGAUUCAACGUUUCGACCAUGAGCGAGUUCCCGAACGUGCUGUUCAUGCUCGUGGAACAGGUGCCCAUGGUGUGUUUGUUUCCUACGGAGACUACUCCAAUCUCACGGCUGCCUCCUUUCUUUCUGAGAAGGGGAAGGAGACACCUGUGUUUGUACGCUUUUCUACUGUCGCGGGUAGUCGCGGUAGCUCGGACUUGGCUCGUGAUGUUCAUGGUUUUGCAACUCGUUUCUACACCGACGAGGGCAAUUUUGACAUUGUGGGAAACAACAUCCCUGUAUUCUUCAUUCAGGAUGCUAUCCAAUUCCCGGAUCUCAUUCAUGCAGUCAAGCCUCGGGGUGACAAUGAAAUCCCUCAGGCUGCCACGGCACACGACUCCGCCUGGGAUUUCUUCAGCCAGCAGCCCAGCUCAUUACAUACACUUUUUUGGGCGAUGUCUGGCCACGGUAUUCUACGAUCGUUCCGAUUCACUGAUGGAUUCGGAGUUCACACCUUCCGCCUGGUUACAGACAGCGGUGCAACUAAACUGGUGAAGUUCCACUGGAAAACAUUGCAAGGUAAGGCCAGUCUGGUCUGGGAGGAAGCCCAGCAGGUAUCGGGUAAGAAUCCCGAUUUCCUGCGCCAGGAUCUCUACGAGGCCAUCGAGGCAGGCCGUUACCCCGAGUGGGAGCUCGGCGUACAAAUUAUGGAUGAAGCCGACCAGCUGCGUUUUGGCUUUGAUCUUCUUGACCCGACCAAGAUCGUUCCAGAGGAAUAUGUUCCUAUCACAAAGCUGGGCAAAAUGACCCUCAACCGCAAUCCUCGCAAUUACUUUGCGGAGACCGAGCAGGUUAUGUUCCAACCCGGUCACAUCGUCCGUGGUGUCGACUUCACCGAGGACCCUCUUCUCCAGGGGCGUCUCUUCUCCUACCUUGACACCCAGCUGAAUCGGCACGGCGGGCCCAACUUUGAGCAACUGCCCAUCAACCAGCCUCGUGUGCCUGUCCACAACAAUAACCGUGACGGUGCCGGCCAAAUGUUCAUCCCCCUCAACCCCAACGCCUACAGCCCGAACACCCUCAACAGCGGGUCUCCGAAGCAAGCCAACCAGACUGUUGGCAAUGGCUUUUUUACAGCCCCCCGGCGUGUUGCCAAUGGAAACUACCUUCGCAGCACCUCUCCUACAUUCUCUGAUGUUUGGUCUCAGCCCCGACUCUUUUACAACUCCCUCUCGCCCGCAGAGCAGCAAUUUGUGAUUGACGCAAUCCGCUUCGAGAACGCCAACGUACAAAGCUCUGUCGUUCGGGAGAAUGUUGUCCUCCAGCUUAAUCGCAUCUCCAACGAUAUUGCCCGUCGUGUGGCCCGCGCCAUUGGCGUGAGUCCUCCUGCUCCUGACCCAACUUACUACCACACCAACACCACGGCUGGGGUCGGCAGCUUCGGCACCCCGCUGAAAAAGCUGGACGGCCUCAAAGUCGGCUACCUCGCUUCCGUUCAGAGCCCUUCUUCUAUAGCCGGUGCCAAAACUCUCACCGACUCUCUGGCCAAGAAGAACGUUGACGUGGUUGUUGUGGCGGAGCGUCUCGCUAGUGGUGUCAGCCAGACCUACUCCGCCUCCGAUGCCAUUCAAUUCGAUGCACUGGUUGUCGCCCCCGGAGCGGAGAGUUUGUUUGCAGCUACCUCGUUGACUGCUCCUCAGGGCAACGCCACGACUUUGUAUCCGGCGGGCCGUCCGCUGCAGAUCCUCGUUGAUGGGUUCCGCUUCGCAAAGCCCGUUGCCGCGCUGGGAAGUGGGUCCGGAGCUCUGAAGAGUGCAGGCAUUGCGACCUCGAGAGACGGAGUCUACGUUGCAGACGAGGCAUCGGACUCGUUCUUUGAUAAGUUCACUGAGGGACUAAGGACAUUCAAGUUCUUGGACCGGUUUGCCGUUGAUAAUUAGGCGAUGAGCUGUGGUGGCAUCCCUUCUGAGUAUGCCUUGGUAGGAGGAGUGGGCGGCAUCUGUCUAUUCGCCUAUAUCGGUCGCUCUGUCCAUUGCUCGGCUAGGUAACCGCUGCCAAUGGUAAAUUGAUGACGGAAAAUAAGCUGAUAUGGGCGCUGCCCUGACCGACUAAUCUUUGAUGUAAUUAUUAUUAGCAUUAGCCUUGCAAAUAUGAGCACAACUUCUGUUUCCUACAUUAUC